UCGCUCGACGCGUCCAAUCAUACACACUGUGAUGUCAUCUCGUGUGUUACAUCUCACUCGCCAUUCAUGCUAUUUCGACACUCUCUGAUCUAGUCGAGCAUCUGCACUCUAGAGUAAACGUUGCACCAUGUGCGAUAAACAAGCAGUACUCUGUCGUUUCGACAAGAGCGGCGGUAUGUAUCUGUCGGGCACGAUACUGGGCAUGUCUGAAAAUGGUGUCGAGGUGAGAAACAAUGUUACGGGGGAGAGCGUUCUAGUUGAUUGUCCCGACGUCGAAUCACUCGAGCCGUCGGCAUUGGACGUCGUUCUCGACGUCGUACCGUCCGGAAAGCUCGUCAAUAUCGGUUGUCCAGUUUUGGUGCCUGUGACCGGCGUCCAAGGCGCUUUUGUCAAGGGACGCAUCGAGGACAAGACGUACAAACCACUGAAAGCGAAGGUUGCGUUCUUGGACGGGUCUGAGAGCGCCUGGUUUUCUCGCGAGGACACGAGAAUGAUGCAGUGUCCAAUACUCUACCAUGAGAUGAAUGCUGGCAUCAAUGACAAUCAAGGAGAAGAAGAAGAAGAUAAAGACGACGUAGUCGUUACCAAGUCUGCUCAAAGAAAGAGGAAGAAUCAGUCCCCGACGUCUCAAAGUAAAUACAAAAAAGGAGAUAUUGUUAGGCUGCCACACGGAGUCCAAAAGAAAUUCAAUGGUAAGCAGUGGAGGAGGUUAUGCGUGACUCCUGAUUGUAAGAAAGAGUCACAACGUCGCGGUCUCUGCGCUUUACACAUGGGAGGGCGACCUAGAGCCAAGAAGCCGGUGAGCUACAAAACGACUGAAGUCCCAGUCAUUGAGGCCGGAAAGGACGACGAAGUGUGUGAGAAAGGAAGAGACGAAGAGGACGUUGCUGCUGCUAGUAUUCUCGUCGAAAUGAGUCUCAAGAAGAAGCACUCGACGUCGAGUUCGUGUUCCGAUGUGAGCAGUGCUUCUGACCUCGGAUGCGCAUCCUUCACGCAGGGACGGCCAAAGAAAUCGGGUUUCGUGCCUUAUUUUGACGCCCUGCAGCAAGGAAGCUCUUUUAGCUCGUUCUUGCCAACUGCGUUGUCGUUGCCAGUUGCAUUGAAAGGGGAUUCCAGGUGCAAUUUACAUGAGUUGAUAAGAACAGGUGCAUACCACGGUGAGAUAGCGGCUUCUCUUGGAGUUGGUCCCUGUUUUCCAUACGUUGGAUUGUUCUCCUCUCCGACCUGGCUGGCAUACCGACGGCUGUACUUUCAAUCGUCAUCUCUCAUCCCACCAAUGCAACAAUGGGAGUAACUAGAACAGAAGGUGACGGUAAUAAUGAGUCUGUAUAAAAAGUAGAUUCUACGGUCAUGAAUUCGUUCAUGUUAAAGACUUUGUUGAGUUGCCCAUUUGUUUGGGUGUUUUAUUUUUUCAGUACUGGUGAAGAAGAGCGUAUGCAUGCUCUUAGUGAGGUACUUACGAAAAAGCUAGAAUUGUUAGAGUGUGUAGAGUUUGUCUUGUAAUGUAACUUACUAUGCAAAUACAUGAAAAUAUUGUGGAAACAGA
Messenger RNA from Corticium candelabrum, 1546 nucleotides. RefSeq lists its product as uncharacterized. The coding region runs from base 128 to 1294 and encodes 388 amino acids. Gene Ontology annotation, biological process: regulation of transcription by RNA polymerase II. Lineage: Eukaryota; Metazoa; Porifera; Homoscleromorpha; Homosclerophorida; Plakinidae. Gene Ontology annotation, cellular component: nucleus. The record is from RefSeq and is a predicted model, not a curated record. The transcript is spliced from 3 exons. Gene Ontology annotation, molecular function: DNA-binding transcription factor activity, RNA polymerase II-specific; RNA polymerase II transcription regulatory region sequence-specific DNA binding.